AUGACUGUCGAUUUGGAGUUCAAACCCGCGCUCAUUAUCGUUGAUUUCCAGGAGGAUUUCUGCCCGCCAAAUGGCUCUCUCGCAGUCCCCGAAGGCCGCGACAUCGCCCCCGUCGUAAACUCCCUCCUCUCACUCCCCUUCACCAUCAAAAUCGCCACCCGCGACAGCCAUCCCCAGAACCACAUCUCCUUCGCCGAAAACCAUCCUGGCGCCGUCCCUCUGAAAUCGUACCACACCAUCGUCCACCCCACAGAUCCAACAAAGAGCGACACCACGCUCCUGUGGCCAACGCACUGCGUUCAAGGGACCACGGGUUCAGCCCUCGUACCCGAGCUGGACGCUGCAAAGGUUGAUGUCGUGGUGGACAAGGGAAUAGAUGCAAGGGUGGAAAUGUACUCUGCGUUUUACGAUCCCAUGAGGGUGAGUGUGAGUGAGCUGGGGGAGAAGCUGAGGGAGAAGGGCGUGACGGAUGUCUUUGUGGUUGGGCUGGCGGCGGAUUUUUGCGUGCGGGCGACGGCGGAGUCGGCGGUGGAGGAAGGGUAUAGGACAUAUAUCGUAGAGGAGGGCACGAGGGCUGUGAUGCGGGAGACGUGGGAGGCGGAGGGGAAGAAGGCGGUUGAAGGGAAGGGCGUGAGGAUUGUGAGCGUGGAUGGGGAGGAGGUUGCGAGGGUGCGGGAGUUGGCAUGA
Trichoderma virens Gv29-8 is the source of this 687-nucleotide messenger RNA. RefSeq lists its product as uncharacterized. Bases 1 to 687 code for a protein of 228 amino acids. The record is from RefSeq and is a predicted model, not a curated record. The transcript is spliced from 2 exons. NCBI's taxonomy places the organism in Eukaryota, Fungi, Ascomycota, Sordariomycetes, Hypocreales, Hypocreaceae.